GUGGUGUAAUGCGCCGCUUGCCUCACAGAGCUACUGGUGGUCAGGGGGCUGCGAAUGUUAUCUGAUUUUCCAGAGAGGGGUUUGGAGCUGGACUAAAGAGCUCAGGGACAAUAACAGGAAGCGGCCAGAGGAACGGCUGGGCUGGGCUGAUCACUUUUGCCACUGGAGUGGCCUGAUUGUCCAGUGAGCAGCUCUGUUGAGCUCAGACAGGUUCACAUGCAGCUGGAAACAGAUACCGUUGACCUGAAAUUGAGGAUGAUAUAACUUGAUUUUCAAAUCAAAGGGGAUUUUCAAAUCAAGAACGACUGUUGAAGGGACCAAGACACCGAUAAUGAAACUGUCUGCCUGGAGGCAGAUGACUGAGCCUGGAUGCUGGGCAGGUAUCCUGGUCGUUUUAUGUACCCUCAGUAUGGGAGCUGAUGUCCAGCAAGCUCUGAAAACACCCUCCAUGCCGAGCACAGUACUCCAAAGACAUAAGAGAGAUUGGAAAUGGGAUAAACUUUAUGUGCAUGAGGAAGCACCUUCAUACAAACUACCUGAAAAAAUUGGAAAGCUGGAGAAUACACUUUUCUCUGAGUUCACGAGAUAUAAUCUCUCUGGAGAAGGUGCUAAUGGCAUUUUUUCUGUAAAUGACAAUGGGGAUAUCUUCGUCAAUGCAAAACUGGACCGGGAGAAGAAAAGUACCUACAAACUCUCAGCUUCAAUAAUCAACAUUAAAAACAGGAAGUUGAUGGACAAAGAUGAUACGUUUGUUAUAGUGGUCAUGGAUCUUAAUGACAAUAGCCCUGUUUUUCCACCUGACCUCUCUGGAUCUAUCAGCGAGUCCUCUAUAGCAGGAUCAAUAGUAAUGAGAGUAAAUGCGACUGAUGCUGAUGAUCCCACCACUCAAAAUGGAAUGAUUGAGUACAGACUGCUAAAUGGGACAGACCUCUUCAACAUCAACCAUAAAGGUGAAAUCAUUACAUUGAGAAGUGACCUAGACCGUGAGAAACAGAGUCAGUACAUAAUUGCUAUACAAGCCAAAGAUAUGCCAAGUGUUAGUGCUGGGAAUUCUGCUACUACCAUUGUGACCAUCAACAUCAAUGACAUAAAUGACAACAUUGCCGCCUUCAAGAAAGGAAAAUACCAUUUUAAUGUAAAAGAAGACAGCGAAAUCGGAUUUAAAAUUGGGAUAUUAGAGGUGGAGGACAAAGACGAGAUACAAAACAAAGAUCCUACUUUUAAUAUACAACAUUAUGCUGAAAUGUUUGAAAUCAAACGAAGUAAUGAGAAAGAUGGAAUUCUUAGCCUUAAAGUGCCUCUUGACUACGAAAAAGUAAAGUCGUACACUUUUAGUGUAAACGUGGACGAGCACACAGUGUCUGCAAAAACAGAUAACCAAGGACCAAACCUGCAGAAGAGAGCAGAAGUUUCCAUCAAUGUAAUUGAUGUUGACGAACCACCUGUUUUCAGCCAAACUGAAUAUAUGUUCAGCAUCUACGAGGGCCCCUUCAAGAACCCCCGCAUUGGAGCUGUUUCAGCAAGGGAUCCAGAUAGUAUCGGUUACAAAAUACGGUACUCUAUUGAAGACCCAAACUGCCCUGUAGCUGUGGAUCCUGUACAAGGACAUCUGUCUUUGAAGUGGCAACUGGACAGGGAGCAAGAAUCCUUACACACAUUCCAGGUUACAGCACAUGAGGAUAAACCAAAUGGCCUAAAGUCCUAUGCAAUGGUUAAACUAAAGGUUCUUGACAUUAACGACAAUGAACCAGAACUAAUUAAUGGGACCUACGUGUAUGUUUGUGAGACUGAUACACCUGGAACAGUCAUUGGGACUAUUGGUGCCUACGACAAGGAUGAAAAUUCAGGCAGGUUCCGCUUCGCCCUGGCAAAAAAGAGCUCAAACUUUUCCCUUCAAGAUAACCAAGACAACACUUCGAGCAUUAUACUGAGGCAAGGAGGUUUCAGUACAGAGCACUCAGUGGAACAUGUGCUCGAAAUCCAAAUCACUGAUGGAGGCACACCAGAAAUGAAGAGCAUUAACCUACUCCCGAUUAAAGUGUGCAAAUGUCAACCGGAACGACGGAUGGAGUACUGUAUGGCCUACGCCCAGACCGGAAUGAGCGUCAGCGCCCUCUUAGCCAUUCUUCUCUGCAUCGUCACCAUCCUGGUCAUCGUCAUCCUCAUUGUGUUGCGGAGGCGCUAUCAGAAUGACGUUUUAGUCACCAAGUCGUCUGGCGAGAUCCACGAGCAGCUGGUGAGUUAUGACGAAGAAGGCGGUGGAGAGAUGGACACAAAUGGUUAUGACGUCUCCAUCCUGACCUCCGCCUGUCACGAUAGUAGCUUUCGGCCUGGCGUGGGGCCUUCGAUUUAUGCUAUAGUGAAGAAACCUCCUGCUUGUAAGGGUGACAUGGCCAUGAUGAUCGAGGUGAAGAAGGAUGAGGCAGACCAUGACCGUGAUGGGAUUCCCUACGAUACUUUACACAUCUAUGGUUAUGAGGGAUCUGAAUCCCUGGCCGGUUCCCUCAGCUCUUUGGACUCGUCCUCCAGUGGAUCCAAUUUGGACUACGACUUCUUAAAUGAGUGGGGACCUCGUUUCAGGACCCUGGCUCAGCUCUAUGGAGUAGACGGCUCUGAUACCGAUAGCUCCUAUUGAUCCUAUAUUGAAGCCCAUUGUCAUCAGGUGACCGUCCCAGGAAGACACAUGGAGACUGCUGUCUUCUCUUCAAGGGAAUUUUUGUAAGGGUCCCUUUAAGAUCGUGAUUAAGAAGUGCCAAUACUUGUUUCCUUCAAGCAUUGUUAUGAAAUUAUGAUGAGCACCACUACUGUAUUUGUAAUUUUCAUAGAAUAAGUGUGUGUUGGUAGAAUAACUUGCCUUGGUAUUUUAGACUGGUUUUUGUCUUGGUGGAAUUUUAUAAAACAGUAUUGGACACUGGUUGGACAAACUCACUUUUAGGCUGUAUUAUCUUUAUAGCAGAGUUGAAUUUGUUUUAACACAAUAUACGAGUACUUCCUUGUUCACUAUUUUGUGGAGGAUUUGUUUUUUCCUCCUAAUUGCCUAUUGUAUUACUCAAUCCAAUCUCAUGGAAAAGCGUAACCAUUUUUUUUACUUUUUGGCAAAUUGAUAAAGAAUUUAUAUGAAUUCGUAUGAUAAGAUUUGUGUGAAAACAUUACCCACCCCUAAACCUAACUGUCAGGGAGUAGUAAAUAGACAAAUUAAUACAAAUUUGCAUCCAAUUUACCAAAACGUGAAAGUUACUAGUCGCAAUGUUUCUGUAAAACCCUCAUUUUGUGAUUAUCUUUUUUUUUUUCUAUGUAUACAAAUGUUUUCUGGACUCAUAGUCAGAGUAAUUGGUAAGCCAGCAUUGUUCAGCAGACUCUUCUCAUCAGGAAAACUACUGUAUUGCCGUGGGAGCAACAGAGGAAGUGGUGAUAACAGUACUUUGAAAGAAUUAAAGGCUACUCCAAGUUUAUUUGACAGGAAUCAUCAGCACAUCGAUUGUUAUGUAUAAACCCCAAAUCUCAAAGGUCAACCAUAAUAAGGCAAUUGCAGACGUCUCAGGAAAUGUGUAGUGAGUUGUAUGCCUGUUGAAAUGCGAGAAUUGGUUUCAAUAACUGUACUACAAUGUGAAUCAUAAGUGUGGCUAUUUAACAGCAUCAAACGAGAAUAAUGUAAGGCUGAAAUUGCUAAAUGUUAAUUUGAUGAUUGUUAAACCAAAACAUGUUGCAAGCCAGCCAGUGUCUUGACAAUAUUGUUCAUCCUUCAUUCAAGACUAAAUAGACAAAAGGAUCUCCUUCCAUUAGAAAAAAAAAAAAUGUAAACUGUCUUUAAACAAUUUACCUCUGUGCACAAACCUAUUUCCCCCUUUAACCACGGGCACAAUAUGUGGAAGCCACCUUCUCCCUUUCCUGUAGGGAAUUACACGCCAAGAACUGUUCUACCGUCUUGUUUAAAAUGACCAGCUUCAUCACUAAAAUGUCAACUUCCUGUCUGUGUGAGCACAAGGAAACACACUUCCUGUUCCCUUAUCUUUCAAGUGUAGGAACAGAUUGAAAACUUUUUUCCUGUUUUCUUGUCUUGGAAGGAUAAAGAAAGAAAACUUUGGAGAGGAGGGAAAUGCUAAAGAACAACAUAAAUCACACUGUCUUGGUCAUAAAGCAUUGUCCUUCAAGACAAAAGGUGCUGCUCUUGAAUGUUUUUUUUUUUUUUUUUUUUUUUUUUUUUCACCAUACUAUUUAAUUUGACUGUACAUCUGUUUUCAUCAUUUUCUUAAAUUAUUUUAGGGGAAUAUCUUAUUGUUCUAAAUGUAUCUUUAUAAUUCUGGUUGUAGAAUUAGAUGUUCAAUCAAUAUACUGUAUAACUGUUGGGCAAAUACUAUUACUUAAGUGAAAAUCAUAAACUGCUCAUUCUCAUAAAGGAAAUGAUGUUUGGUAUUUCUCAAGUAAAACAAUGUACAGAAAAAAAAACUGGAACUGUUUCACUGAAAUAAGUUGGGGCCUUCAGUAGACUGUAUAUGUGAUUGUUCCUUAUGUAUGCUUUGAAUUAGCGCUUCUUGACAUAAUGGCCUGUUUAAAAGUGUAUAGUAAUGUAUGAACAUUGUUCUAAACAAACAGAUUUGAUGAGAAGGAGGCCCAGUAGAUGUCAGUGUUGAGCAGUCAGACUAAACAUUUCAGCGUGUGGUUCUUUUGUAUGUGUCAGAGGGUCAAAAAUAUGUGCCUUUUUUGUAUUAUUUCUAUUGUUAAAAUAUAAUUUUUUUGU
Molecule: messenger RNA, 4738 nt
Organism: Pimephales promelas (fathead minnow)
Lineage: Eukaryota; Metazoa; Chordata; Actinopteri; Cypriniformes; Leuciscidae
Gene: cdh5
Product: cadherin 5
Biological process (GO): cell-cell adhesion mediated by cadherin; cell migration; calcium-dependent cell-cell adhesion
Cellular component (GO): bicellular tight junction; catenin complex; plasma membrane
Molecular function (GO): cadherin binding; protein phosphatase binding; beta-catenin binding
Source: RefSeq, a predicted model, not a curated record